AUGGCCGGGGGAGACCGACGCGGGAGCCUGGCCCCGUCGUCGUCGGGGUCGGGGUCGGGGAGGUGGAAGCCGGAGCACGAGCGGUGGCCGCGGAGCUCGGCGUGGUCGCGCCCGUUGGCCGACAGUGGCGGAGGCCGUCGCCGCAGAAGCAGCUCCUCCUCCUCCUCGUCCUUGAGGUCCCUGUUCCGUUCCAUCGGGGUGUGGUUCAGCUCGCUCUCCACCGCGUCGUCGUCGUCGUCCGCGUCCGCGUCCAUGAAGCGGAGGAGCAGGGACGCCGCGCUGGCGGGUGACGCCGGGGCCAAGAAGCCGCCUUUGCCGGGGUACGCCGGGACGAAGACCUCUGCGCGCGGGCUGUGCAGCGGCGGUGGCCACGCCAGCGGCAGGGAGCACCGGCCGUCGUUCCAGAGCUCCGUCUUCUCCAUCGAGGUGAUCCUCACCGCCACCAACAACUUCUCGCCGGCGCUCAAGAUCGGGCAGGGUGGCUUCGGCGCCGUCUACAAGGGCGUCCUCCCCGACGGCACCGUCGUCGCCGUCAAGCGCGCCAUGCUGUGCGGCGAGGAGCGCAUCGUCGUCGUCGAGUACGUCCCCAACGGCACCCUCCGGGAGCACCUCGACAGGUGCAACGGGCGGUUCCUGGACUUUGGGACGCAGCUGGACAUCGCCAUCGACGUCGCGCACGCCGUCACGUACCUGCACAUGUACUCCGACCACCCCAUCAUCCACCGCGACAUCAAGUUCUCCAACAUCCUCCUCACCGACUCGCUGCGCGCCAAGGUGGCCGACUUCGGCUUCGCCCGCCUUGGCGCCGGCCUGGGCGCCGGCGCCGGCGGGGAGGCCACGCACGUCACCACCCAGGUGAAGGGCACGGCGGGGUACCUGGACCCGGAGUACCUCAAGACGUGCCAGCUCACGGACCGCAGCGACGUCUACUCCUUCGGCGUGCUCCUCGUGGAGCUCGCCUCGGCGCGCCGCCCCAUCGAGAUCAAGCGCGAGUUGAAGGAGCGCCUCACCGCGCGCUGGGCCAUGGGCAGGUUCAUCGGCGGCGCCUCCGCCGAUGUGCUGGACCCGCACCUCGCCCGCACGCCCGCCGUGGAACGCGCGCUGGAGAUGGUGCUGGAGCUCGCGUUCCGGUGCAUGGGCCCCGUCCGACAGGACAGGCCCGCCAUGAGCGACUGCUGCAGCGCGCUAUGGGCCAUCAGGAAGACGUACCGGGACAUGCUCGCCGCCGACGCCACGCUGCAGUUCUCCGACCGAGCCGUUCCGUGGCUAAAAAAAGUCUGUUCCGGCUGAAAUGGCGUAAGAGAAACGUACUGUUUCGGCUGGAAAAAAAGAAGUCGAACAAGCCAGAUAUGGGGUAAGCCGAACGGGGCCAGUAGCGGCGACCUCUGGAGGAUCUGA
Messenger RNA from Miscanthus lutarioriparius, 1398 nucleotides. The record is from the annotation of a GenBank genome assembly. NCBI's taxonomy places the organism in Eukaryota, Viridiplantae, Streptophyta, Magnoliopsida, Poales, Poaceae.